AUGUACUGGCCCAUUGGGGCACCCAAAACAUACGCUGCUUCUAAGCAUGUAGCUCGCAGCACCAAUUCACCCAUUCCCGAACACGAUGAUUCUGAGACGACUGCCAUCACACCACUCUCGCCCGAUGCUGGACAACUCACACCUCUCGUCUUGGAACACGAACAGACUCUCUUUGAACCCUCGACCACAUCGCACGUUACUUCGGACGGCGCUAGCAACAGAGAAGAGCAGGAAAUAGUGGACAUCAAGACAUCGCGCGCAGGCAGCAUAUUCACCACAAUCACUGCAUCGUCGCUUAGUGUAUGGCAAACCAAGCCCACUGCGCUACUUGCCACCGUUGCAAGAUCGAGCCAUUCACUCGACACCUACGGUCCAAACACCUCUCUUCUGCUGCGCCCAGAUGCCCUCAUUGUCAUUGUUCAGACCCAGAAAGGCUUCUUGGUUACAUAUUCUCUGGCCAUUGAUCCGGCUGCUAGGGUGUACCAGACUUCUAUCUACACCCCCUCUGGAUCUCACGUUCGGCGACCAAGCAAUGAGGCAUACAGCAAAAGGCCCAAUCUUGCGCCUGAAGUUGGACCUGCAGAAGGAGAAGGCAUAAAAGAAGUCAGCAUCCGCUUCCGCAUGGUCAUUCGGAUAGAUGCUGGUAUCUCGCGGGCUCUUGUUCUGGACGACGAGCUCGUCGUGACGACCGUCAAACCCGCAGCCGUUCAAUGCAUACGCUGGACACCGGACAGCUCGGGCUCAUCACACAAUACCGAACUUCUUAAGCGGAUGACCUGGCUUAUUGGAAAACCCGCGGUCACGGACAUGGCAUAUGAUCGUCCCAUGAACCUGCACACUUGGGUGACUGACGACGGACGGGCAUACGCAGUGCAAAGAUUAUCGGGAGCAACUGCGGAUCCAGCAAAUUCAAAGAGUCUGUUCAGGGGGUUCUGCUUUCAUUCUCCCGAGCACCAAGGUCAUUUCGCAACCAAGUCCGCAAUCAAUGCUCGUUUCUCCUUGAUAGCCAUCGGCUGCUCAAACGGCUCAAUUCAAGUAUACUCCGCAAAGGACUACAUCGGUAACAUUCCUCGAUCGCAUGAGCUUAAGUUGCCGGUUUCAGAAGCAUCUUCUGGUGACCUGACUUUCCUGAGCUGGUCUCCGGAUGGUUAUUGUCUCUUUGCAGGAUAUGAUCAAGGCUGGGCAAUGUGGAGUGUCUACGGUAAGCUGGGUGCAAAUUCUUUUGGCGCAGAUAGGCCAAUGUCAGAAUCCAAUGACGAAGAGUGGCUCUGUGGCGUGCGCGCAGGUUUCUGGGUCGGCGGUGGUGCAGAAAUCUUGCUUCUUGGACCCAACAGGCACGAGUUUCAUGUGGUCGAGAUGAUGCGCAGCAGCGUGACGGGCUGCUUUGCCAUGCCGAACAUCUCUCGAUCGUUGCUACAAGGAAGUACCAGUCUGAUGCUAUACAAGGGAUUUGAGACCUCGUACCACACUACCAUCUCCGGCGACAUCUCCCUGUGGCAGACCGUACAGGUUCCACAAGCCUAUCUAGCAUAUCAGUGGCCGAUCCGACUGAGCGUCGUCUCUUCUGAUGCACGGUAUCUUGCUGUAGCUGGAAGACGAGGGCUGGCACAUUACAGCGUUGGUAGUGGGCGCUGGAAGACCUUUGAUGACACCAUUACCGAGAACAGUUUCACUGUAAGAGGUGGUAUGUGUUGGUGGCAACACAUUCUUGUGGCUGCCGUGGAAUCUGGCAGUAGUUAUGAGGUCCGUCUAUACUCGCGCGAGAAAAGCCUGAACAAUUCUCAGGUGCUACACACCGAGACAUUGGCAUAUCCAGUGGUUUGUAUGUCCACAUCUGGUGAAGAUUCGCUCCUGGUAUAUACCUACGAGAACGUACUGUUGCACUACAUCUUUGUCUCGUCCUCGAAGUCUGUCAAGCUGGUACAGGUUGGUCAGAUCGCUUUUCAUGGCAUCAUCAGGGCUCCUCCACGCGUUCGUGCUAUCAGCUGGAUUCUUCCUGAGGAGCAGCGAGACAAUGGUGAUCCCUCACACGAUGUCGCUACAGCCUCUGUGCUAUUUCUAGUUGAUGCCAAAUUGGUCUUGUUGCAGCCAUCAGCAAACGAACACGGCGAGCUCAAGUACGAUAUGCGCGUCAUCGCUCACAACGUGGAAUUCUAUACACUAUCAAGAGAGCAGCCAGCAUCGAACCCACCAUCAAGUCCAUUAGACGACAAUUCUGAUAACAACUAUCUCCCUAUGGGUGCUCUUGGCCAUAGCUUGCGAGAUUCUUUAUGGUAUUUCGACGGCACAUCGAUGCACGCUUGGUCUGACGUCCUUGAUGUGCUUUCUUCUGCCCUUACAGAACAUGGGCGUGAGGUUGCGCCCACUGUCGCGAUCGCGACUGACUUCUAUCCACUGUCUGCCAUCGUAGAGAAAGGGCUACUCACCGGUCUCGAAUCAGACUUGGUUCAGCGUCGGGACAUCAAUUUCGCAUUUUACCGCCUCAACCCUCGCACUCAUUUGUCGAUACCGUCUCUUUUACGACAUCACUUGGCCCAAUACGACUCGCCUGCUGCACUCCAUCUCUCACAUUCCUAUCAAAAACUUCCAUACUUCAACCACGCCCUAGAAGUGCUCUUGCAUGAUGUUCUAGACGAUGAGGUCGACACGCCUCCCGAAUCGUUAGAGACAGCCCUGCUUCCCGGUGUGCUUUCGUUUCUCUCAUCAUUCCCGACGUAUCUCGAUAUCGUCGCAGGCUGCACACGAAAGACAGAAUUGCGAAGCUGGAAGACCUUGUUCCGCUACUUGCCUCCUGUAGUUGAGUUGUUCGAAGAGUCAUUGCAGAAAGACAUGCUGAAGACAGCCGGAAGUUACUUGCUUAUCCUGCAUGCAUUCGACGAGGGCAGUUUCAGCGCCCGGCAGAUAUCGACUUUACUCAAACGAGCUAGAGAAGAGGGGGAUUGGGAUCUAUGCAAAGAACUGGCUCGAUUCCUGGUGGGAAUCGACGAGACUGGAAAUCUUCUGAAAACUGUCCUCGUCCGAGCUGGACUGAGGGAUGCCGAACCUAAUAACAGCUACAGCUCGGAUGAAGAUGAGCACAUGAUGACCUCUAACGGAAUCAGCACCUCCAAUGGAGCGGCAGUACAGACUCCGGACAGAUCUGACGGUAACAGUAGUGGCAGUAUCAUCCAUGCCGGCCGACACUCCUCACAAGACUAUUUCGCCGAUUCGGCGAGAUACUCAUAA
Messenger RNA from Aureobasidium pullulans EXF-150, 3225 nucleotides. RefSeq lists its product as uncharacterized. The coding region runs from base 1 to 3225 and encodes 1074 amino acids. The record is from RefSeq and is a predicted model, not a curated record. Gene Ontology annotation, cellular component: cytosol; Ric1-Rgp1 guanyl-nucleotide exchange factor complex; Golgi membrane. Gene Ontology annotation, molecular function: protein binding. Lineage: Eukaryota; Fungi; Ascomycota; Dothideomycetes; Dothideales; Saccotheciaceae. The transcript has 3 exons. Gene Ontology annotation, biological process: intracellular protein transport; retrograde transport, endosome to Golgi.